GUUGUCCAAAACCAAUAAAGAAAUGCUUUUUAUCUUAUCAGCUUGACUUCCCUGACAUACAACUUGCAAGCUAAGUCCACCAUCGAUCGCUUUUUUUCUUCAUCUGUAUUUUCAUUCAAUUCAUCACUGUUCUCAUCUUUCAUUCUUCGUUAUCAUACACACACAGAUAUAUACAUACCCAUCUAUCAUAUGUAUAGUAUGUUGCUGUGGCCUGUGAAGCAACGUUUUAACUUAUAAGAAAUGAAGCAAGCAAGAAUCUUCAUCUGAUAAUCCGAACGUGAAUUUCGAAAAGUCCCUGUAAAACAGGGUGGCCCGGAAUCAAAACAUCAAAUUGGAAACAUGAAGAAAACAGCCCUUUUGGUCCCAAUGCCAUAUGUUCCUUUGAUACUUGUGACAACUCUGGUUUUACUAGAUGUUUGUAAUGGUGCCCCAAGAACUCAAACAGUCAAAAUGAUUUGUGCACACCAAGUGGAGAAUAACUUCUCAGUUUUUGUCCCGAAUUUUGUUGCAACCAUGGAAAACAUAAGCACCCAAAUGCGCACUCAAGGCUGGGGUGUUUCAAUAACCGGCAAAGGACCCGAUGCCAACUUCGGGCUCGCACAAUGCUAUGGCGAUCUUUCCUUACUCGAUUGCGCAUUGUGCUAUGCCGAAGCACGCACUGUUCUGCCCCAGUGCUUCCCUUUCAAUGGUGGCAGAAUUUACCUCGACGGUUGUUUCAUGCGCGCUGAGAACUAUAGCUUCUUUCAACAGAGUUUAGGUGCAGAGGAUACAUAUGUUUGUGGGAACAAAACUAGGAAGGAUGGCUUGUUCCAAGAUACAGCUAAGAGGGCUGUGUUGCAGGCAGUUGCAAACGCGCCAAAUAACAAUGGCUACGCGCGUGUUGAACUCCCAAAACCUAGGAGACACAGUGAGUCGGCGGCGGCGGCGGCAUAUGUUUUGGCCAAUUGUUGGAAGACUGUGAAUGCCAGUGGUUGCCGAAGAUGUUUGGAGAAUGCGGCUAAGUCCAUGUUAAAAUGUCUGCCUUGGUCUGAGGGUCGUGCGUUGUACACUGGGUGCUUCAUCAGAUACUCUGAUACCAACUUUCUUAAUUCUGUUCCAUCUACUGGAGCCUCAUCUUCAAGAGCAAAUAUAAUACUCAUUGUACUGUUAGUUGUUUGCUCUGCAAUUCUUUUUGUCGUGGGGGUUUUCAUUGGCUUUUACAUUUGGAAACAGAAAAGACUAGAGAAGAAAAGAAAAGGUCCAAAUGAUGUCAAGAAAUUAGUGAAGAUCCUUCAUGACAGCAGCUUGAACUUCAAAUAUUCCACACUCGAGAAAGCUACUGGAUCUUUUGAUGAAGCCAACAAGCUAGGACAAGGCGGAUAUGGCAUUGUUUACAAGGGGGUUUUAGUAGAUGGAAGAGAUGUUGCAGUGAAGAGGCUUUUUUUUAAUAACAAACAUCGAGCAACAGAUUUUUACAAUGAAGUUAACAUUAUUAGCCAAGUAGAGCACAAAAAUCUUGUCAGAUUAUUGGGUUGCAGCUGUUCUGGACCCGAAAGCCUUCUUGUAUAUGAAUUUCUACCAAAUCUGAGUCUUGAUCGCUUCAUUUUUGAUCAAAACAAAGGCAAAGGUUUAAACUGGGAAAAGAGAUUCAGCAUAAUUAUAGGAACAGCAGAAGGAUUAGUAUACCUUCAUGAAAACUCGAACAUACGUAUUAUUCAUCGAGAUAUCAAAGCCAGCAAUAUUUUGUUAGACUCGAGGUUCCAAGCUAAAAUUGCAGAUUUUGGAUUGGCUAGAUCUUUCCAAGAUGAUGAUAAGAGCCAUAUAAGCACUGCUAUUGCCGGAACAUUGGGAUACAUGGCUCCCGAGUACUUAGCAAAUGGGCAAUUGACAGAAAAGGCAGAUAUUUACAGUUUUGGAGUAUUACUGUUGGAAAUUGUAACGGGAAAGCAAAACAACAGGAGCAAAAACACAGAAUACGCCGACAGCAUAGUGAAUGUAGCAUGGAUGCAUUUCCAAGAGGGGACAGCGGAAGAGCUGUUUGAUCCAAACCUAAUGCUUCAUAACUACCACGAUGUGAGUGUGAAAUCUGAGGUUCUAAGAGUGCUUCAAGUUGGGCUAUUAUGCAUACAAGAGAUGCCAUCACUAAGGCCAUCCAUGUCCAAGGUGUUACACAUGCUUGUGAAGAAGGAAGAAGAGUUGCCUCCUCCUUCUAACCCUCCUUUCCUGGAUGAGAAAACCAUGGAAUUUAAGAGUUCUUGGGAUAGCCCAAUGUACCGUCACAAAAACGAAGACUUUGCUUCAAAUGCCAGUUUGUCUCAUAGCUCUUUCUACCCCAGGUGAUGUUGUAGUUGGUAUAUAUGAAAAAGAGUUAAUGCCAGAUGAAGUAUUUUCUUUGUAAUUUACCUUCGUUGUGUUUGCGUAUUUAAUGGAACGUAGAAACAUUUGUGAUUGAAAUAAGUUCUUCCGUGAUUUUUCUAA
Ipomoea nil (Japanese morning glory) is the source of this 2457-nucleotide messenger RNA. RefSeq names its product cysteine-rich receptor-like protein kinase 2. Gene Ontology annotation, molecular function: protein kinase activity; DNA binding; ATP binding. Gene Ontology annotation, cellular component: nucleus. The transcript is spliced from 9 exons. NCBI's taxonomy places the organism in Eukaryota, Viridiplantae, Streptophyta, Magnoliopsida, Solanales, Convolvulaceae. The record is from RefSeq and is a predicted model, not a curated record. The coding region runs from base 340 to 2319 and encodes 659 amino acids. Gene Ontology annotation, biological process: regulation of DNA-templated transcription; protein phosphorylation.